Uranotaenia lowii is the source of this 4780-nucleotide messenger RNA. It is a transcript of the gene yl, whose product is annotated as putative vitellogenin receptor. NCBI's taxonomy places the organism in Eukaryota, Metazoa, Arthropoda, Insecta, Diptera, Culicidae. The transcript has 3 exons. The record is from RefSeq and is a predicted model, not a curated record. Gene Ontology annotation, molecular function: protein binding; calcium ion binding. Bases 48 to 4559 code for a protein of 1503 amino acids.
CUUCGGAGCCGCUCCUACUGUACACAACGCAGAAAUCCAUCGGUGCCAUGUACCUCACGACUAAGCAUCAGUACUACGUGGCCAAGGACCUGGCCCAGGUUAUUGGAGUCAGCUACGAUGGAAGCGACGUCUACUGGACCGACAUAUCCUUCAAAACGGAAUCAAUCGAGAGAGCCCGGGAAGACGGAAGCCGUAGGGAGCUGCUGCUUACUUCCGGUUUGGCCUCCCCAGAGGAUAUAGCACUAGAUUGGUUAACCGGGAAUAUCUACUUCAGCGAUAGUGGUCAUAUGAUGAUCGCAGCUUGUACGAAUAACGCUUUCCACUGCACGAUCCUGAUCCAGGAGAGUUUGCAUAAACCCAGGGGUAUUGCCCUGAUGCCUCAGAAUGGAACCAUGUUUUAUUCGGAUUGGGGAGAUAAGGCUAUGAUCGGGACUGCGGAUAUGGACGGAAAGAAUAAAAAGAUUUUGAUCGACAAGGACAUCCAUUGGCCAAACGGGUUGAGCUUGGAUUGGCCCAAUAGUCGACUUUAUUGGGUGGAUGCCAAGUUGAAAAAGAUCGAAAGCAUUCGACUGGACGGAACUCAACGGAUGACUGUGCUGGGAGAUGUUCUGAAGCAUCCUUUCUCGAUUUCGGUUUUCAACGAUCGAAUCUACUGGUCCGAUUGGGACACCAAGAGCAUCCAGUCCUGUGACAAAUUCACCGGAAAAGAUCGAACAACCCUGGUGCAUGACAGACAGAUCUUUGAUGUUCACAUCUACCACUCCAGUGUCCAACCCAAGGGAGAUCAUCCGUGUCUGGGGAACUUCUGUUCGCACAUGUGUCUUCUGGCAUCGAACAACAGUUACAGUUGUGCAUGUCCCUAUGGGAUGGCUUUGAAGCCGGAUAAACAUUCCUGCCGGGAGACGAUCAAGCGGCAGUUCCUGAUGCUCGGUAUCGGAAACUAUCUGGUCAAGUUGGAUAUGCAACAGUUCGGUCGGCAUGAAAUCACAAAUGGGGAUGCGUACUCAUUCUAUAUAAGUAAAAUGGCGUUCAAUUCGAUUACCGGGGAGAUUUUUGUGGCUGAUAACUUCCAGAAGGUGAUUUUUGUAGUUGAUCCGAAGACCAAGAAGACGCGGCAGCUCAUCAGCGAUAAUUUGGGAACAGUUACAUCGAUGAGUUUUGAUUACCUGGGCAACAACCUGUACUGGACCGAUAGCGAUCGCUACACGGUCGAAGUAUUCUCGCUGCAAACUCGCAACCGAACGAUCCUGCAGCACUUCCUCGGCGCCGACACCCCGAUAGCACUAGCCCUGAUCCCGGAACUGGGGAAAAUGUUCAUAGCGUUGCGAUCGUCACUGCCUACCCCGAAUACCCACAUCGACCGGCUGGACAUGCACGGACGAGGACCUCACGCCCAUGUGAUUGAGGAGAAGAUCGGGGGCAAUGGAACGUUUACCUUUGUGGUUGAUCGGGAUUUACGUUCGGUGUAUUGGAACGACAUGACCCGAAGUAGGAUCGAAUUUACCAGUUAUGAAGGAGAUACUCGUCAUUUGUUCCGGGAGUAUUUGAGAUCGCCGGUGUCGAUUGCGAUCGUUGGAGAUUCGCUGUUCUGGACCUGCUAUAAUUCAAAGAGACUGUAUUGGUCCGAUAAGCAUAACUUGGGUAAUACGAAGAAGAUCAAUAUUGAGAAGCCUCCGGUGGGGUCGUUCCCGAAUGAGGUGGUGCUGUUGGCGAGUCAACCGAUCAGGAAGUACGAUCACCCGUGUCAGCGAUCGGAUAACGGAGGGUGUUCGCAUAUUUGUGUCGCCGCCGGGAUGUACGUGAGUGCCUGCGUUUGUCCGACUGGGAUGGUGUUCAGCUCGAAGGCCAACAAGACGUGUAUCGAUGCGAUCGAUUGUGAGUUCAGGUGCAGUAGUGGAGAGUGUCUGACGAUCAGCAAGCGGUGCAAUGGGAACAGGGAUUGUGCGGACGGAUCGGAUGAGCAAGGUUGCGAUGGGAAAGGAAGGAAGGUUUCGUUGGAAUGUCGCUACGAUCAGUUUGCAUGCGCCGACCGUAGCAAGUGCAUCGAUCAAAAGUUUAGGUGUGACAAGCACGACGAUUGUGCGGAUCGUUCGGAUGAGAAGAACUGCGAGGGGUAUGAUCCGGGGAAAGGAUGUCACGAGCAGCAGCAUGCCUGCCCUGAUGGUGCCUGUAUCGAUGUGAAUGCGCUGUGCGACGGAACGAAGGACUGUUCCGAUGGAUCGGAUGAGCAAGGUUGUGUGCAGGGAAACAAUGAAAAGGCGAACGCUACGACCUGCGGACCUCUGAUGUUUAGGUGUGCCUCCGGGCAGUGUAUUCCGAAAUGGUGGGAGUGCGAUGGGACUCCAGAUUGUACCGAUGGAUCUGAUGAACAUCGAGCUUGCAUGAAAAAGCUUGAGUGUGCCAAAGGGUUUACGAAAUGUACUUUGGGACAGUGUAUUGAAGAUAGGUUGGUGUGUGAUGGGAACGAUGAUUGUGGAGACAAUUCGGAUGAAGCCAACUGCAGCGUUGAGACGGAAUUGUGCGUCGGAUUUGAGGAGGAAAACCCGACGAAGUUCUUGUGCGUUCGAUCCGGGAAAUGCCUGGAUAUAGCGGCACGGUGUAAUGGAACCUCGGAGUGCCCGAACGGAGAAGAUGAGAAGGAUUGCAGCAAUUGUAGUAUACAUGAGUUCCAGUGCAAGAAUGGUGCAUGUAUUCGAGAGGAAUGGCGUUGCGAUAAGGAGGUAGAUUGCCUGGACGGUAGUGAUGAGGUAGACUGCGUUAAUGGAACCGCCAAAAGUGAUGAACUGUUCCACGUGGCUUGCGGUGGAGAUGCGUUCGAAUGUAAACCGGGAGUCUGCAUCGACAUGAGAAAGGUUUGUGAUGGGAAGAAAGAUUGUGCCGAUGGAAAAGACGAAGGUCAAGGCUGUGCCGACGCAUGUAAGAAUCAUCCGUGUGAUCAAAAGUGUAUCAAGACACCAACCGGAGCUGUUUGUGAAUGUCGGGAAGGUUACACUCUCUCGGGUAAUAAGAAGUCCUGCCUAGAUGUGGACGAGUGUUCAGAAGCUAAGCCAUGUGCUCAAACUUGCACUAAUACCCGUGGGUCUUAUCGCUGUUCCUGUAAUCCCGGCUUCAUGCUUCGAUCGGAUAAGGUAUCCUGUAAAGCCACUGGACCCAAUCGCUACAUCCUCUACAACGCCUACAACCAGAUCCGGAAACUAGAGAUCAAUCCCGCCUCCAUCCGAGUGCUUCUUCAAACGAACGAAUCCCGCAUCACAAGUAUGGACGUCGAUAUCCGUCGGCAGAUGUUGUACUUCAUCGACGAAUACAGUCCGGUAAUUUACGAACACGACCUGCUGCACAACGUAACCCUAGCGAUGCAUAACGUCGGUCAUCCGGAAUAUCUGGCCGUAGACUGGAUCACCGGCAACAUAUACUUCUACGAUCGAUCCGAUCCCUCGAUCAAGCUUUGCUCGAUCCGACAUUCGGUUUGCGCCAGAGUAAUCUCCUUCUCAAACCAAGUCUUCGUUAAAGCACUUGUCGUGGAUCCCGUCAACAAGUACCUGUUCUACUCGGUGAUGCAUUUUUGGAUCUUCCAAGUUCCCCACUCGAUCGUCUAUCGGUCCAACAUGGAUGGAACUAAUCAAGUAGUUUUAACCAAAGAUAUCUCCCACAUAACGGGAAUUCAAUGCGACAUGGACAAUCAAAUGCUGUACAUUGCCGACGUCAGUACCAAAUCGAUUCGGAUGAUCGACUACGAAGGUCGACAGCUGAAGACCGUAAUCGAGAAGCAACCCUUUGCGAUCAGCCGUCCAAUUGGACUUACUCUGUAUGAAAACCACGCCUUGGUCUUAAACGUCGCAUCGUCUACCGUAGGUCAGUGCAAGCUUUUCGGCGACUACGAAUGCAAACUGCUAGAGUUGAACGCCCACAACUCCAAUCAGAUGUUGAUUGUUCAAGAGUCUCGUCAACCCAUGGUCAAAAACGUCUGCGACCCACAAAUCAUCAACUGUGAUCUGGUUUGCGUGCAAACCGAGCGAGGUGGAAAAUGCAUCUGUCACAAUGGUCAACACGUUCGGGAAGGCGAUCGCUGCCCUGCCGUAGCCGACAGUGAUCGAUCCAUUAACCCAAUGAUCGAGCCGCAUGACUCCAAUCGACAAACUCUACCUCAACCGGGUCACUCCCAAGACUCCGAAAGUUCGUCCUCCUCGUUUUGGCACAUUCUCCUCUGGUUGAUCGGCUUGGGCGGAAUCGUCGGAGCCGCAGGCUACGCUUAUAAACGUCGUUUCCACCGGAAGUUCAACGUGGGGAUCCACUUCCACAACCCGGAGCUGAGCACCAUCGACGCUGCCGAAGUGAAAAUGUUCCAGAACGUUCCAACCAUCCAUCAAUCGGCUAACCUCACGGAACUCACCGUGGACAGUCCGCCGCCACCUUCUUCCAACUCCAACGGCUGCGGGGGAGCUUCCUGUUCCCGGGACGUGACCGCCACGGCCCUGGAGCUGGAAAACAUGUCCGACGCCGACUCAAUGAAGGACGCCUACGACUGCGGAGACGACAUGCGACAAAGGUUAAUUUCGUGAUCUAUGUUUAGUUUUGUUAGGAAAUUUGUUAAUUUGUUGUUUAUCCAAAACAGUUGGUUUACUUUUAAAAUGAAAGUAGAACAAAUCUUAUUCAUGGCGCUACCUUCCGGUAGCGCUCUUAGUAGUUUAUUUCUGUAAUUGUAAAUUUGUAUAAAGUGGAAGCCUACAGUUGUUGUUGUUCCAAACGCCCUGAGUGUCAAAUAAAGUUGUUUGAUUGUUGA